UGUUUUUGAAGGCCCUGGAUCACCAGGACAGAGGAAACACCCACAAAUAUACACAAUUUAUGAACCAGGGGCGGACUGACAACUCAUGUGGGCCCCCGGGCAAUACGGGAUCAUGGGGCCCCUGUGUCCUUGCCCAAACUCAAAAAAAACCUAUGAAAAAGGUACCAGGGGCAUCUCAUGGGGCCCCCUACUGACCCCGGGCCCUCGGGCAGUGCCCGAGUUUCCAAAAUGGUCAGUCCGCCCCUGUUAUGAA
Messenger RNA from Staurois parvus, 253 nucleotides. The record is from the annotation of a GenBank genome assembly. NCBI's taxonomy places the organism in Eukaryota, Metazoa, Chordata, Amphibia, Anura, Ranidae.